AUGACCUCUGCAGGCGAGAGCAGCACAGGCGGAACGGACCUGGACGAGGCCGGGGCCAGUGGUGGUAGUCGGAGAGUACCGCUGUACAAGGUCUACCCAUCGUCCAACCACUACGGGUGCGGCGGCCGAGCUGUGGCCGGGCCGGACUGGCACACCUUUGCCAUUGCCUUUGCCGCGACGGUCAUCCCACAGAUCGUGUUUGUUGCAGGACUGAUGGACGACGUGGCGGAGACGCUGGCGACGACGACGGCCGGGCGGGUCGUACUGGUGAUUGCGGUGCUGGCGGUGCUGGCGGUGAUGGACAUCUCGCUAGUGCUUGCGCGGUACACUGAUCCCGGGAUUGUGCCGCGGCAGGCGCGGGCCGAUGACGAGGCGCGGGUAUGGACCCGCGCCGAGGGCGAGCUUGUGGAGGCGCGCGAGGUGGUUGUCGGCAGAGAGGGCGAGACCGUGGCAGCCAACUAUUGCGAGACAUGCCGGUUGUACCGGCCGCCACGAGCCUCGCACUGCGGGGUGUGCGAUAACUGCGUGCUCCACUUUGACCACCACUGUCCGUGGACCGGCAACUGCGUCGGGCUCCGCAACUACAAGUACUAUCUGGCGUUUGUGUGGUCGACCACGCUCGGCCUCACCCUCAUCAUUGCGCUCUGCCUCAGCUACCUCUUUGAAGUCUCAUCAGGCUCGGAGCAGACCGCGCUCGGCCAAGCCGGAAGCGGCGGGCGACCAACGCUCGCGCUCGUUCUCAUUGUGUACGCGGUCAUCAUUGUGUGGCCGGUCGGAGGCCUUGCCGUCUUUCACAUCUACCUUGUCGCGGCUGGUCGGUCAACCAAGGAGACGAUCAAAGGCCUUCCGUACCAGCUGUACGGCUCAUCUGGCUGGCGCAACCUGGCGCGGGUGCUCUGCAUGCAUCCUCCAGCUGCGCUCGACUUUACCUCCCUUGUCCCCGCUGCGUCGCGGGCGUAUCGCGACGAGGACGACGAAACUCGUGGCUCGUCGUUCGUCGACGCGACCGAGUCGGAUGCCACCAUACCAGUCCUUACCUUUACCGACGAAGAGUACGCGGCCACCGCGGCCGUCGCAGCGCCUGCCAUGGAUUCCAUCUCGUCGUCGAGCUCGUUGUCGAGCUCGAUCUCCGGCGUAGCGGUCGCCGGCAGGAGCCGCGAGGCUGCGCUCGAGGCCAAUGCAAGGGCGCGGGCCCAGGCCUCGACCCGGGCCCUUGACAACAGCUCGGAUCUAGGGCCGACUGGCGUCGAGGCCAUGGUUGCCCCGAUCUAUCGCGAGCGGCUCGCGGCGUUGCUCUCGGAAUCGAGCGGCUCGUCGCGUACCUCGUCCGAGUCAGCAAGCGCACCGACCAGCGAGCUCGUCUACCUCAGCUCAUACCAGUUCACCUCGCGCAUUCUUGCUCGCGAACGAAGCAGGCAGCAUGGAGAAAGCAGGUCAACGUAAAGAAGUUGCGAGCG
This is a messenger RNA of Thecamonas trahens ATCC 50062, 1457 nucleotides long. Its product is annotated as zinc ion binding protein. Gene Ontology annotation, biological process: peptidyl-L-cysteine S-palmitoylation; protein targeting to membrane. NCBI's taxonomy places the organism in Eukaryota, Apusomonadida, Apusomonadidae. Gene Ontology annotation, molecular function: protein-cysteine S-palmitoyltransferase activity. The record is from RefSeq and is a predicted model, not a curated record. The transcript is spliced from 2 exons. Bases 1 to 1443 code for a protein of 480 amino acids. Gene Ontology annotation, cellular component: Golgi apparatus; endoplasmic reticulum.